Molecule: messenger RNA, 5483 nt
Organism: Cavia porcellus (domestic guinea pig)
Lineage: Eukaryota; Metazoa; Chordata; Mammalia; Rodentia; Caviidae
Gene: Agbl2
Product: AGBL carboxypeptidase 2
Exons: 16
Coding region: 594-3101 (835 amino acids)
Biological process (GO): proteolysis
Molecular function (GO): metallocarboxypeptidase activity; zinc ion binding
Source: RefSeq, a predicted model, not a curated record
ACUUACCACCAGUGUGCCCAUUUCACACAUAACAUUCUCUUGUUAUUUGCAAGUCUCCAACUAAUACCAUUUGUCUCUGAACUGCGAGUUCUCCUGACUUGGUCUUCUUACAUAUGCAGAAGUGAGCAUCUUAACCUGCUAAGUGACCUGGCUUUGGAGAUUUGGUCUUGUAGGGUUGGUUGGUUUUGAGCUGGUCAUUUUAGUUUUCAACGAAGAAGGUGGUUUUUACUUUCUAGCUAUCAGGGCAGAGAGCUGCAGGAAGAAAGGGCCCUGGGCACCCAGCAGCAAGUGUUACGUUCUCAGUCCAGCUUCCAUUCCCAUGUCCGAGCCCUGUCUGGGGGCGGGGCCUAGCAGACCGGAAGCGGCCUUUGCUCCGCCUCCUGCUUCUGCCCGCGGUUGCUAGGCUACACUGGGUCUAGAGCUGUGGCUGGGGAAUCCUGACCCACUCCUGACUGUGAGGCUGCGUCUGGGAGCUGUAGCUGGGCGACCCUGACCCGGCUCGGCGUGGGCAGCCUCCAGCUCCGCCUCACCUUGGAAGUUCUAUCGCCUGCGCUGUGACCUGCCAAGUAGGCCAGGUUUGCAGCUUCUGUGUCAUGAGCAGCCCCUUUGGAGUGCGGGCACGAUGCAGAGGUAGCAUGUUCCCACCGCUGGAGACAGAGCUCAAGCAGCCCCUGCCAGACCCCUACGACGACUUCAUGUACCGUCACCUGCAGUAUUACGGCUACUUCCAAGCUCCACAGAUACCAGCUCCCAGCUCCCCUAGGGUCAGGAGCAGGCAGCUCCUCUACAACAGCGACGACAAGGCAGACAGGGGGGCCCCUCGGCUCCGAGAACCCCGAGAGCUCUUCCCCAUCCUCCCCGGCUGGGGCCCUGUGCAGGCUCCACGCUGGCCCGUGGAGUGUGAGGUCAUCCAGGAGAAGGUGCGGCACAUCGAGUGGGUCCCACCAGAACCAGAAUACUUCUAUCAGCCAACAGGAAAUGAAAAGGUACCAGAAAUUGUCGGCGAGGAGAAAGGAACAAUUGUCUAUCAGUUACAGUCAGUGCCCACAGAAGGCUCCUACUUCACCAGCUCUCGGGUAGGUGGCAAGCGGGGCGCCAUCCAGCAGCUUGCUGUGUCCCUGUGUGGCCCAGAGGAUGAUACCCUGCUCUUCGAGUCGAGGUUUGAGAGUGGCAACUUGCAAAAAGCCGUCAGAGUGGACACCUACGAAUACGAGCUCACCCUGCGGCCCGACCUCUACACCAGCCGACACACGCAGUGGUUCUACUUCCGCGUGCAGAACACCCGCAGGGACGUCCCCUACCGCUUCACCAUCGUCAACCUGCUGAAGCCCCGGAGCCUGUACGCGGCGGGCCUGCGGCCGCUGCUCUACUCGCAGCGCGACGCCUGCAGCCGCGGGGUGGGCUGGCGCCGGGAGGGCGGCGACAUCAGGUACUACCGGCGGGGCGGCGGGGGCGCGGGGCGGCCGCGCUACUGCCUCACCUGGACGGCGCGCUUCCCGCACGACCGCGACACCUGCUUCCUGGCGCACGGCUACCCCUACACCUACUCGGACCUGCAGGGCUACCUGCGCGCCGUGGCCCGCGACCCCGCGCAGGCGCGCCUGUGCAAGCUCCGCGCGCUGUGCCGCAGCCUGGCCGGCAACCCGGUGUACCUGCUCACCAUCACCAACCCCGCGCCCGGGCCCCGCCAGGCGGCCGCCAAGAGGGCCGUGGUGCUGAGCGCCAGGGUGCACCCCGGCGAGAGCGGCGGCUCCUGGGUGAUGCGCGGCUUCCUCGACUUCAUCCUGGGCGGCUCCCCGGACGCACAGCUCCUGCGGGACCUCUUCGUCUUCAAGGUGGUCCCCAUGCUGAACCCCGACGGUGUGAUCGUGGGGAAUCACCGGUGCUCGCUGGCCGGCCGGGACCUGAACAGGCACUAUAGGACCCUCCUGAAGGACGCCUUCCCGUGCGUCUGGUACACCAGGAACAUGAUCCAAAGACUUCUGGAGGAAAGGGAGGUUCUCUUGUAUUGUGAUUUCCACGGCCACAGCCGCAAGAACAACGUCUUCCUGUAUGGCUGCAGCAGCAGUGACCACAAACGCUGGCUGCAUGAGCGGGUCUUCCCGCUGAUGCUAAGCAAGAACGCACCAGACACGUUCUCAUUUCAGAGUUGUAAUUUUAAGGUCCAGAAGAGCAGGGAAGGCACGGGCCGUGUGGUGAUGUGGCGCAUGGGGAUCCGCAACAGCUACACCCUGGAGUCCACCUUCGGGGGGUCCACGCUGGGCAGUAAAAGAGACACACACCUCACCACUGAGGACCUUAAGGCUCUGGGACGCCACAUCUGUGACACCCUCCUGGACUUCUGUGACCCUGACCAAACCAAGUUCAUUCAGUGUCUAGCAGAGCUUAUGGAGCUUGUACACCAGGAAAUCCACAAGAAACUCAGUGAGCUUGGACAAGAUAGGAAUUUAGAAGAAAGUUGGAGUGACAUCCAUUUGUCUGACAUUGAAUCCAGCACCAGCGGUUCUGACAGCUCCCUCUCAGAUGGGCUCCCUGCCCACCUUCUAAACAGGGCAGAAAAGAUGAAUCAGAAGAUGAAGAUAUUCCAGAAGAAGAAAAAGAAGCCGCUUCAGACCAGAAGACAGCGAAACGCACAUUAUCACAACAGCAGCCUGACAGAGAUCAGAUUCCCAGGAGACAGCCACAUGAGACACCCAGGCGCCUUGAAGGACCCAGGAGGGGACAGGAGAGGAGAGGGACAAGACAGGGUAAGGGCCAGGUUUGCCACCACCCUGCAGAAGCAGCUGGCCUUUCCUAAACAUCCAGAGAAUGGCAGUUCUUCAGCGGGGACACAGGGAAGAGCAAGACUCCACCAGCCACAGUCAAGUAGAAGAGACCCAGCUGCUGCCCCAGCCCAGCCAAUGCCUCCCCCGAUUCUGCCGGAGCACGAGAGGACUCAUCAGUUGCCAAGAUGGCUGCAGGAGCACCUGCCAUUGAGUGGACCACACAGCUGUCUUCUCUACCAGCCUCAGACAUGGGUCCUCUGCAUUUCACUCUACAGCUGCCCUCCUCUCUCCUCUGUGGCCAUUUUGUUUUUAGCUGUCUUCUUGGCUCAAGACUAGGCACCUUUCUGCCCCUACCAUCCUCCCAGCCAGCACCCUUACAAGGGCAGUGGAUUCAGAAGCCAGGAUUGAGGUCAGUAAUAAUCAGAGGAAACUGCAACUGGAUUCUUAACUGUGUUCAUUGUGUCUGUGUUACAGUAUUAGCACAAUGAUUCCAAUUUUAGAAGUGUUGCAGGGUUGAGCAAACUAGUAAAUGUGAACUCAAGAAAUCCUCCUGUCUCAGCCUCUUGAAUUCCUAGGAUUACAACUGCACAUACUAUACCUGGCUGUGAAAGUAUAUGAUUUAAUUUCCAAACUUUGUCACAGUAAAUUCUUAUUUUUCAUCAUUCCCAAUUGUUGUAGUGAGGAUUUCAAGGAAAAUAAUUAUGUACAGGACACAUAACUUACUAUUAUUUAUAAUGGUCACCAAGGAGUCAAAUACAAAGAAAGUGCAGGAAAUCUAUCCACACACUAAACACCUAGAAAGUCCAGCUGAGGGUCUGGAUCCCAUGGCAAUAACCUGCAUGAGUUCAGCUGAAAACCUACAGCCCACAACAGUGGCUCCCAUGAGUCCACCUGGAGGCCUUGAGCCCACAAUGACUCAUGCAAGUCAGUUUCAUGGGUCUGCACUGGGAAGGCCCAAAGGUCAGUGACAGAAGCUAGAAAGUCUUUGUCAGCGGGAUGAAGGAGCUGUGCUGGUAGGCUGAGAGUUCUGCACUAGAGCCAAGAAGUGACACACAAAAUAAGGUCGAGGGCUCCCCCCAAAAGUACCACAGCCUUCCUCUUUGACAACAAGGUCCUGAGCUCCUCCAACAAUGAGAACAGCCAAGUUCAUAUCAGGAAGCCAGCAUGACAAGCUUCUGCUGGAGAUUGAACAGCACACAUGUUCCCCUCCAGAGCCAAGAAGUGAUGCUCAAAGUAAGCUCCUCCAAAGUGAACCACAGCCAUUCUCAGCAACAAGGUCCUGAGCUCCUCUGAUGAUAACAGCCAAGUUCAUAUCAAGGAAACCAUCAUGACAAGCUCCUGCAGGAGAACCAACAGCUCCAAAAAACAACAUUUAGGAGAACCCACGUGCUACUCUUCCUCUUCAUGUCUCCUUUUUAUGCUGGAAACUUUUCUCAGGUUGGGCCUCUACACUCAGCACUCAGCAAUGAUUCAGUUCAGCUGGUGUUUAAAUUUCCACCAGUUUUUAAUCCACCACAUCAAUCUUUUCUAUAAAUAUCUGUGCUCUUGUUAGCUAACAUGAGAUCAUCGUGUGUACAGUUAUUUUAUAACCUGGCUUAAUUUGGUCUUUUAUGGGUUGUUCUUUUUUGUUUGUUUGUUUUCUGUUUUGUUUGGGUGUCUUAUUGUGUUCUAAGACAAGAUUUCAUUCUGUAGUUCAGACUGUCCUCAAACUCAAGGCAAUCCUCCUGCCUCAGCCUCCUGAGUGCUGGGAUUACAUGCAAGAACCACCACACCCAAUGUUUGAUUUUUAGACAGGGAAAUCAUCCUGACUUUUCUGGGCCCUUGAAAGAAGAAGAGGAAAGCAGGAAAGCUCAUGAGACACAUGGGUGUUACAAGCAGCAAGAGGCCUGAAAGGGGCCGAGAUCUGGAAGCCACACACAGAAGUAACCAUCUGUGCAGCCCUUGAAGAUGGUGGACGGGGACCCACAGCAGAGGAUCUGCAACUUCUGAGGCUAUGACUCCUGCCAGUGGCCAACAAGGGAAUGGGGACAUCAUGUCCGUGGUCACAGGGAGCUAAAUCUGAAUGCCACCACCAGCCCAGAACAGAUCAGCCCCAGAACCUCUGGGUUACCACUGGGCCGCCAGCACCUGGAUCUCAGCCCAAAGAACUUGAGCCGAGAAAUCAGCCUGUGGACUCUGGACCCAUGGAACUACAAGCUCUUGUUGCUUUCAGCUUUCAAAUGUGUGAUUUGUUAUAACAGCAACAAAAAACAAAUUCAGCCUCUCAAGAGACUGGAAAGGAGCAGUCAAGGUCAGGGGAAGGGACGGAUACUCAGCACAGGAGACUCCUCAGGGGACAAACAAAGGGCACAACAACUGCCACCUGUGUGCUGGCUGGGCUGUAAAGAACCUGCUGUAAUCAGGCAGAGUCCAAAGUUUUUCUUCAAUUUUAUGAGCCUUUCCUGGGCCAGAGGCCAAGGAUAAACAGCUAUCACGGACAGAGUGAGCUGAAAUGGUGGUGCACAAUGGCAUCCUGGCACUCAGGAGGCUGAGGCAGGAGGAUCACCACAAGUUCAAAGUUACCCUGGGCUACAUAAUGAGUUCAAGGCCAGCCUGGACUGCAUAGUGAGACGCUGUCUCAAAAAUAAAGGGUUGAGGAUUUAGCUCAGUGGCACAAGUGCCUGCCUGGCAAGUGUGAGGUUGUGAGUUCAUUCUCCAGUACCAAAAAUAAAUAAUAAA